AUGAUGCAGCAGGAAGAUCGAAUUGGAGGAGAUGAAGUUGAUGAGACAGAUCUUGAGUCUUUCACAAGCGCUCCUCAUAGAGACGCUCAUAGAUUGAGGGCUCAUUUUUCAGGAAUGGUGAGGCAGAGAGCUUAUAUAUUCGGUGGUGAUGGUAAAUACUACAAUAAAGAAUGGGAUCUUGUAGAAGGAACAGGGAAAGAGUUUUGUUGGUACCAUGUUGAGUUACCAAAAGGAAACCAUAAACUCUCUCAAUCCGCUCAGCAUCUUAUAGACGCACUUUGUCCUCCAUUGAAGCUUCAAGACAUUCUUUCUCUUGUUAGUAACGGACCCUUUUGUGGCCAUGUUGAUGGAGCGCUUGUCUUUAGAGUUAAUUCCCCUGGCCCUGCUUCGAGCAGCUUUACAUUCAAAAUUGCUGCUAGGAUCACUGAGAAUUCUGUCAUUACUGUGUCUUUAGGACGAGUUCCUAGGCUAGGAUUCUCUCCUAUUGGUCAGUCGCUUCUCUCGGAAGUCCCUAGUGUGGAUUCUCCAUCUUACUAUCGUGGUGAGCGCAAGGAAAGAAGCGGCAUUGUCAUAGAGGAGCAUGUUCUUGAAUUCUUACUGACUAUGAACCACUCUGAGGAAGCUGAUAACCCUGUGCCAAGUUCUGUUUCGAAUCUUGUCGUGCAUAUUAUCGACACACAUGUUGAUCAGCUUCAAGAUGUUGUAACUAAACUUGAGAUCGAAUUAGAUGCGGUGGAACUCGAAAUGGAUAGAGGUGGAUUUGCUAUGAAGAAACAGAUGUUGGAUGAUAGAAGGUUCCCGAAACUGCAUCUCAACUUGCAGCGCCUUUUGCAGGUAAUUGCACAUGGAGAACAAGUAUUUCCAAGAGUGAAGGAAAAAUGUUCCACGAAGCCUUGGUUUCUGGCAGAAGACAUUAACUCCUUGGAAGAGUUGAUUGGGCGGUUAAGACGUUUAAAAGAGAAUGUGGGCUUCAUUGCGAACCGAGUGACCGCAAUCCAAGCUGGUCUAGAUAGCUGGCAAGCCGAGCAAAUUAAUCGGAAGCUCUAUUACCUCUCCUUUCUUUCUAUCAUAUUCCUUCCUCUAUCAAUUAUAACCGGAGUAUUUGGGAUGAACGUUGGAGGAGUUCCGUGGACAGGACAAGACAAACCGGAGCUAGGAGACGGAUUUAGAAAUGUGAUGUACAUAUGUCUUAUAAUGCUGUUUCUAGUGCUGUCCUGCUUUGGAUUUCCAGCGUUAUAUAGUCGAAUAGCUUCUUGGUGGGGAAUGAGAGCUAUGAAAAGAAGUUGGUCUCUUAACCGAAGAUCGUUUCAGAAGAGACCAAACAUUGUCCAAGAAAGAAGAGGCUACCUUAGGCUCUAA
This is a messenger RNA of Arabis nemorensis, 1359 nucleotides long. The record is from the annotation of a GenBank genome assembly. NCBI's taxonomy places the organism in Eukaryota, Viridiplantae, Streptophyta, Magnoliopsida, Brassicales, Brassicaceae.